AUGAAUCCACUUGAAUCCGUUAACGGAAACGUAAACAACUACCACACCAGCGAAGACGCAAUACCGUCAACUACAGAUUCAGCAGUUGCAGCGGUACGACAACAACAACAGCCACGAGCCAGCAAUGGUAAUUGCAAUGACUGCAAUUACAACGGAAACGAGAACAACAACAAAGUAGCAUUGGGGACGACAGAGCAGCGCCGCCGGCAGAACAACGAGCAGAGUUUGCACCAGGCGGCCACAGCACCUUCUUUGCCCACAUUCUUUGUACACAUUGUGAUGUACUUCUAUUACAUGAUUGCUGCCAUGGAACCCAAGUACCAGAAGUUCCGUGACCAUCUUUCUACGAUUUCUACAAGCCAAAUACGUGAAUGCCCAGUCGUCAGUGACGACGCGACGACCAACCGGAACCGACUUGAUCUUGAACUCUAGCACGGCCACGUUCCCGCUCGACGUCCCCCCAUAGACCGACCUCACCUCCGCCCGAGGACGUUUCCAACUUCGCUCACAUCCUUGCUACAGGAUAAGGCUGUGAGCAUCCUCCCGGCGGCCAACAUCCUGAUCGACACCGGGUGUUAUACCUUCGAGAUGCGAGCUCUGAUCGACCAGCCGUAUCAGCGCAUCCUUGGCAACAGCCUAUCGGCUUUCCGCCACCCGCGUUGGUAUGGAGGGCGUAUGCACGGCGAUCAUCCGCUCACGCUCCGACCUGUCGAUGGUGAGAACUUGGAGCAGUUCCGCAGCAUUACGCUCGCCGACUAGCGCUGGCUCCAGUCAUCGAUGGUGUCCUGGUGCUUGGCACUGAUGUGUAUCCGCACAUCAUUCAUCCUGGCAUCCUGCCGAGCACCAACGGUUUGCCAAUGGUCCAGAAUGGUCACAUUGGGUUGGAUUCUGUCCGGUCCAUGUGGACAAUAAAACAGUUUGCAACUCAUUGCAGG
Drosophila albomicans is the source of this 935-nucleotide messenger RNA. RefSeq lists its product as uncharacterized. Lineage: Eukaryota; Metazoa; Arthropoda; Insecta; Diptera; Drosophilidae. The coding region runs from base 1 to 432 and encodes 143 amino acids. The record is from RefSeq and is a predicted model, not a curated record. The transcript is spliced from 3 exons.